AUGUAUGAUACAGAAACAGAGAGUGAAGAGGAGUGCAAGGGGAAGGGUAAAGCUGUCGGAAAAAAAAAGCAAAAAAGGAAGAAAAAAAAGCAGGUUGAAGAGUUGGCAGGGGAAAAUACAAUGGAAGAGGAUGAGAAGUCAAUGUCGUUCGAGGAGGGUGGGUAUGGGUAUAACUCUGAAGAGUUGAACACGUCUCCUUCAAGUGGUGCUGAAGAGGAUGAAAAGGUUGUCAAUCCAAAAUUUAAUGUGCAUGAGGAGUUUGGUCAUGUGCACUUAGAGGUAGGAAUGGAGUUUGUGAGUCUUCAAUUAUUUAAAAAUGAUGUCAAAGACUACAAUAUUGAUCUAGGAAGACAAUUCAAGUGGCUGAAGAAUGACAAAGUGAGGGCCCGAGCAAAGUGUAGUAAUGAUGAAUGUGAUUGGACGAUUUACUGUUCGUGGAACAACAAAAUGAAAGCUUUCCAAAUCAAGACUUUUAAUAACAUACACACUUGUUGCAGACUUUUUAGAAACAAGAGGGCAAGUAGGGAUUGGGUUGCAAAGAAGUUAGAAAAAAGGCUAAUGACACAGCCGAACAUGACAAAGGCAGAGGCCUACGACCACAUGAAAGAGGAGUACAAAGUUCAUGUCCAUUUGAAGAAAGUGACCAAAGCACUUCAGAAAGACAAGGCCAAAAUAGAAGGGUGUGAAAAAGAACAGUACGCAAAAUUGAGAGACUACUUAGGUGAGCUAUUAAGAAGCAAUCCAGGGUCUACAUGUCAAAUGCAAUUGGGGAGGAUGCCAACAAAAGUUUCUGUCAUUGCAUAUGCAAUUGUUGACAGUGAAACAAAAGAGAACUGGAAGUGGUUUUUAACCCUGUUACAGGAAGACAUUGGCCCUCACGCAGUGUUUGGAUGGAAUUUUAUUUCUGACCAACAGAAGGGGCUGAUUCCAGCACUGCAAGAGGUGAUGCCUGGUGCAUAUCAUCGUUUUUGUGUGCAGCACGUUUGGAAGAAUUUCAUAAAGCAAUGGAAAGAUAAGGCAAUUCGAGCCAUGGUUUGGGAGUGUUCAAGAUGCACCACUGUCCCCCAGUUCCAGCAAUGCAUGGCACGGUUGAAAGUAAAGAAUGAGGCUGCAUGGAAGUACUUGGAUGGCAUCCAGCCCUCAAGUUGGGUGAAAGCUUAUUUCCGCCACUGGCCGAAAUGUGAUAAUAUCAUAAACAACAUGGCAGAGGUAUGGAAUGCCAAGAUCGUUGGAUAUAGGUCAAAAUCGAUUAUCACUCUAUUGGAGGAACUGAGAUGCUACAUUAUGAGGAGGAUGGCUGCACAUCAGAGGGUGUUAGGUACUGUUCGGGGUAAAAUAGCUUCUGCUCAGCAAUUGAAACUGGAUCAGUUAAAGGUUCUUAGCAAUUCAUGGACACCCACUUGGACUGGAAAUCUGCAGCAAGAUAUGUAUGAGGUCAGUGGGAAAGGUGAUAGAGUUGGAGUCAAUUUAACAACACAUACAUGCGCAUGCAAUGUAUGGCAGUUGACUGGACUGCCUUGUGAGCAUGCUAUAGCAGCAAUUUGUCACAAAAACGAGCCAGCCGAGAACUAUGUCCAUCAAUGGCUUACAGUUGAUGCAUUGCAUGCCACAUAUGAGCACACCUUAAACCCAGUGAACUCGGACAAGUAUUGGCCUGCAUCUGAUGAACCCAAACCUCUUCCACCAAAACUGAAAAGGCCAAUUGGGCGACCCAAGAAACACAGGAAGAAGGACCCAACUGAAGACCAAGGGAGCAUGACAAAGAAAGUUAAAAGGACAUAUGAAGCCAAGUGUAGUAAGUGUGGUCAGAUUGGACACUAUGGCAAGAGUUGUAAGGGGCCACCAGCUUCCAAAACAGACAAGAGCCAAGCAAGACCACAAUCUGUGAGGAUUGGCACAGACUCAGUAAAUGAAAUCCUAUUAAGUCAAGGAGGCCCGUCAGAAAUUGGUAGUUCUCAGGCACAACAAGUCAACUUGAGAGGAUGCAGCCCACCUCCUUCAAAUCCAGAAGAAGCAAAUGCAGUGUUGACUGAAGAGACAAUGAAGGCAGCCAGCACUGGCACACGAAGCAGAUUUAUGCACUUCAUGACAACACCUGAUUUCAUGCCACCAAGGGUUGAUGAAUGUGAUAAUUUCAUGUCCAUUUUAUGUUUUUAUCAUUUAGCUGCCAUAUUUUUUGGUUACUGGUUUGUGCAGCUGCCAUAUUUGCAUUCUAGUGCAGGUUUGUGCUGUGUUACUGAUGAAACAGAUCAUGUCCAAUUUUCUGGAUGCAGGGACCAAUUAGGACCCCAACAAUCAUUGUCAGGGACCAAUUUGGACCCCUACAUACUGGAUUUCUGA
Molecule: messenger RNA, 2340 nt
Organism: Gastrolobium bilobum
Lineage: Eukaryota; Viridiplantae; Streptophyta; Magnoliopsida; Fabales; Fabaceae
Exons: 5
Coding region: 1-2340 (779 amino acids)
Biological process (GO): DNA transposition
Molecular function (GO): transposase activity; zinc ion binding; DNA binding
Source: RefSeq, a predicted model, not a curated record